ACAGACUUGUCUCUAUUGGUUUUAAAUAUGAAAGAAGCACUAUUAAGUGUAUAUUAAGCAUUGCAUGUAUAGAGAUGUUACAGGCAUUACUAUUUAUUAAGAGGGAGACAGUCAGGGAUUUUAACAGGUCUGGGAUCUGCUUGUACACCUAUUUUCAAUCCAUAGUAGUCAGCUGGUUGUCGUUUAAACUGGCCCCAGAACUGCUGCUUGGGUAAGUAGAUAUAGACUACUGCCAAGGACAACAGGUGUUAGCAAAGUGGAAGUCACCAGGAGGCGUGUAUGAGAUCCUUCCCUGCCCUACACUAAAAGAGCCACCAGUUAUUGGUCCCAGUGCACAGUGUGACCCGCCUCUCACACCUUUUAGGUAGCAUAACCCAACACCCACACAACCACAUCUCUUAUUUAUUGGGGUGCAGUCACGUGUGCUACUUUUGACCAGGACAGGAGCACUGGGCAGCAGAAGUUCUGCUCGCACCUCCACAAAGGCACCUCGGACGAGUGGAGUCUGGCCUCUUCCUCCACGGUCAUACACAUACACACUGAGCGGGUGUUCUCCUCUAACGCACGGACAGGAUUUAGAGUUCACGAUCUAGAGUGCAAGGCACGUAACUUCUAAUAUUAAGAGUUAGAGGGAUAAGUGUAAAAGAUGACGACUGUUAUUGAGACGCAGGUGCAGUAUAACAACACCUACAUGAUGUCUACUACGCAAGACUACAUGAUUCAGGAGGACGACUGGGACAGGGACCUUCUGCUGGACCCUGCCUGGGAGAAACAGCAGAGGAAGACGUUCACGGCAUGGUGUAACUCUCAUCUGCGUAAAGCGGGAACUCAGAUCGAGAACAUUGAAGAGGAUUUCAGGAAUGGCCUCAAACUCAUGCUGCUGCUCGAGGUCAUCUCAGGUGAGAGACUGCCCAAGCCUGACAAAGGAAAGAUGCGUUUCCACAAGAUCGCCAACGUCAACAAGGCUCUGGAUUUCAUCUCAAGCAAAGGAGUCAAACUGGUGUCCAUCGGUGCUGAAGAAAUUGUUGAUGGCAAUGUGAAAAUGACUCUUGGAAUGAUCUGGACCAUCAUUCUCCGUUUCGCUAUCCAGGACAUUUCUGUGGAGGAGACGUCUGCUAAAGAGGGUCUGCUGCUGUGGUGUCAGAGGAAGACGGCCCCCUACAGGAACGUCAACGUACAGAACUUCCACAUCAGCUGGAAGGACGGCCUCGCUCUGUGUGCCCUCAUCCACAGACACAGACCAGACCUCAUCGAUUACUCUAAACUCAGAAAGGACGACCCUAUUGGAAACCUGAACACUGCGUUUGAGGUGGCAGAGAAAUACCUGGACAUCCCGAAGAUGCUGGACGCUGAAGACAUCGUCAACACCCCUAAACCUGAUGAGAAAGCCAUCAUGACCUAUGUGUCCUGCUUUUACCAUGCUUUCGCCGGUGCCGAGCAGGCUGAGACCGCGGCUAACAGGAUCUGUAAGGUUCUGGCUGUGAACCAGGAGAACGAACGGCUGAUGGAGGAGUAUGAGAAACUGGCCAGUGAGUUGUUGGAGUGGAUCCGUCGCACCAUCCCGUGGCUGGAGAACCGUGCGGCGGAGCAGACCAUGCGUGCCAUGCAGCAGAAGCUGGAGGAUUUCCGCGACUACAGGCGCGUCCACAAGCCUCCACGCGUUCAGGAGAAAUGCCAGCUGGAGAUCAACUUCAACACCCUGCAGACCAAACUCCGCCUGAGCAACCGCCCGGCCUUCAUGCCCUCUGAGGGCAAGAUGGUGUCGGAUAUUGCUAACGCAUGGAAAGGUCUAGAGCAGGUAGAGAAGGGUUAUGAGGAAUGGCUCCUCACCGAGAUCCGUCGUCUGGAGAGACUCGAUCAUCUGGCGGAGAAGUUCAAGCAGAAAUGCGCCCUGCAUGAGUCCUGGACCACAGGAAAGGAGCACCUGCUGUCUCAGAAGGACUAUGAGACGGCCUCUCUGAUGGAGAUCAGGGCUCUGAUGAGGAAGCACGAGGCGUUUGAGAGCGACCUGGCCGCCCACCAGGACCGAGUGGAGCAGAUCGCAGCCAUCGCUCAAGAGCUGAAUGAGUUAGACUAUCACGAUGCUGCUACAGUGAACACCCGCUGCCAGGGCAUCUGUGACCAGUGGGACAACCUGGGAACCCUGACCCAGAAGAGAAGAGACGCUCUAGAGCGUGUAGAAAAACUCUGGGAGACGAUUGAUCAGCUGUACCUGGAGUUCGCCAAGAGGGCGGCGCCGUUCAACAACUGGAUGGACGGAGCCAUGGAGGAUCUGCAGGACAUGUUCAUCGUGCACAGCAUCGAGGAGAUCCAGAGUCUGAUCACAGCUCAUGAUCAGUUCAAGGCCACCCUGCCAGAAGCCGAUAAGGAGCGUGUUGCCGUCAUGGGCAUCCAGAAUGAGAUCACCAAGAUCGCUCAGACCUACGGCAUCAAGCUGGUCGGAGUCAAUCCCUACACGGUCCUCAGCCCACAGGACAUCACCAACAAAUGGGAGGCUGUGAAGCAGCUGGUGCCCCACAGAGACCAGAUGCUGCAGGAAGAGGUUGCCAGGCAACAGGCCAAUGAGAGGCUGCGGCGCUCCUUCGCUGCUCAGUCCAACAUCAUCGGACCCUGGAUUCAGACUAAGAUGGAGGAGAUCGGUCACGUGUCGGUGGAUAUCACCGGCUCUCUGGAAGAACAGAUGAAUAAUCUGAAGCAGUACGAGCAGAACAUCAUCAACUACAAAUCCAACAUUGACAAACUGGAGGGAGAUCACCAGCUCAUUCAGGAGGCGCUCAUCUUUGACAACAAACACACCAACUACACCAUGGAGCACAUCCGUGUGGGCUGGGAGCAGCUGCUCACCACCAUCGCUCGCACCAUCAACGAGGUGGAGAACCAGAUCCUGACCCGCGACGCCAAGGGCAUCAGCCAGGAGCAGCUCAACGAGUUCAGAGCCUCCUUCAACCACUUCGACAGGAAGAGAAACGGCAUGAUGGACCCCGACGACUUCCGCGCAUGUCUGAUCUCCAUGGGUUACGAUCUGGGUGAGGUGGAGUUCGCCCGUAUCAUGACCCUGGUGGACCCCAACAACACUGGUGUGGUGACCUUCCAGGCCUUCAUCGACUUCAUGACGCGCGAGACCGCUGAAACCGACACUGCCGAACAGGUCAUGGCCUCCUUCAAGAUCCUGGCCUCCGACAAGCCCUACAUCACCGUGGAGGAGCUUCGUCGUGAACUCCCACCAGAACAGGCCGAGUACUGCAUCAGCCGCAUGACAAAGUAUGUCGGCCCCGAGGCAGCCCUUGGAGCCCUGGAUUACAUCUCCUUCUCCAGUGCCCUCUAUGGAGAGAGCGAUUUAUAAACGCUCUGAAUGUCUUUCUUUUUCCUCUCUCCUCUCGUUAUCUCUAAGCCCCCAAAUGUAGCUUUCAAUCUACGAGGGAGUCAAUAAUAUCCCUCGUUUCCCCUCUCUGUUUUUCUGUCUGCUAGCUUUAACAUUAUAUUGUACUACAUUCACCCUGUAAAGGACGCGUAACGGGGAUUUUAAUCUUGCGGUCACUCAAAUUGUGUCCAAUUUGGAUGCCAAACCCUCCUAUAUGCAUCUGAUAUGAUGAGUCUAAAGUCAGCAUGGAAUUAAACCAACCCUAUUUAUGUUUCUAAUUUCACGUUUUUGUGAAUGAUUCUUCAGUGCAGUUUAGGAUCUUUCAUUGAAAUAUAACUUGCUCCGCCUCUAAAACGACUUAAGUUUUCAGAGACAGUCAAAAAGCUGCAGUUACAAUGCCCAAGCCCCAUUUUCCCUCUCUGUGCCAAAUAAAACCUUCCAACACGAUAAAAGAUAUAUUAAAAAGUGUGUUUGUUGAUGCUAAAGAGUGCUUAUGAAGAUGCAUGCUGCGUUUAUUCUACAGACAUUAAUAUGCGAGAGAACCCCCUUUUCGUUAAGUCUGUACUUUAUUUUAAGACCCCAAAAGCACUACUGCUGUCCAGUGUCGUCUUAAUAUGAAACUGUGAGAACAACUGAAUAAUCUCUACACAGAACAUGGUGUCUCUGUAUGUUGUGUUGUCAUGUUCACCCCUUAAUAUUGUUUAUGAUGUACGUCUUCACUGUUAUUUGGAGAGUUUGUGCCAAAAUUAUCAACAAAAGCCAGUAAAUGAACUUAAAUAUGUUAUGGCAGAGUGUAUGUGUUGUACUGACCGGAAAGGUUUCUGCUAGUCAAAGAGCUAAAUGAAAACCAGGUUUGCCUUAAAACCGACUGUAAGCACCAGGUACGUACAAGACAGUAUUUUAAGAGUUUUGUUAUUCACACACCUGUAAUUUAAAAAGUAAUAGUUCACUCAAAAAAUAAAGUUCUGUCAUCAUUUACUCACCCUCAUGCCAUUGGAAACCUUUGUGAUAUUCUGUAUGUCUAAAUCAGCUGACCAGGGUCUGUCAAGAAGUCUAUGACUCCAUAUUCUGCUUUGAAGAUAUAACCGCUUGCGAAAAACAGACCCUAAUAAGGCCUGUUCACAAGAAGGAUAACUAUAUUAGCGUCCACACCAAGGGACAAUAACAAUUAUAAGCGCGUGCUUCCUUUUCUAACGCUUUAAAUGUUCGCGCGCUUUAACGCUGGGUGGAUUCUGAUUGGCUAUCAAUGCUUUUUAACGUUCUGAGAAAGAAAAGAAAAAAGUUCUGAAAAAGUUAACAAAUUGGUCCCCUGUGUGUUACCGUUAUAUUUGUGGUGGGAACGUCCCAAUUUUCACUGAAGAAUUGUAUAAGACUUUAUAGUUAUUUUGUUUAGACAAGAAAAACAUUAUGGUUUUGAACGCGAGUAAAUGAUGACAGUUUUUAUUUUAGGGGAACUAUUCCUUUAAGAGCAGUGUGUGAGGAGAUCGAGGAAGUUUUGGAAUGUUCUGGAAGUUUUGGAAGGAGGCAGAAGGUUCUGAUACUGCUAAAAAAAAAAAAAAAAAAAUAGAAGCCCAAUAGAAACCAUCACAGAAUUCUAUUUCCAUUAAAAUACCAUUAUAAACCAUUAGCUUUUUCCAGUAAAACCAUUACAAAAUUUCUUUUUGUGGUGUGUUUUGGGCAUUUUUCCAAUAGGAUUUAACAUCCCACCAAUAGAAUCCAUCACAUACCAGUAGACACCAUUAUAGUUUCCAUUAAAACCAAUACAAUUCCCAUUAUAACCAUUACAUUUUCUAUUGUAUUUUGGGCAGGGUUCUAUUGUUUUUUUCUUCAGCAGGUACCUUCAUCCUCAGGCAGGCCUUGACAUUAUUUAAAAAUAUGGUCUACUUUCUAUUACUAUUAAAUAAUUUCAAUUACAGAUGUUGUUUGUUGAUUAUUAUCCAUCAUGAUGUGAUUUCUGGGUAAAAGUAUUUCACUGACCUUUCAGAUCGCCUUGUAAUCACCUCUCUGUCGUCUUCAUUUUCCUCAUUCGCUUUUCAAACACAGAGUAUUAGAAGUUAAAACGAAAAACCCAGAAUAAAACGUCUCAAUCGGC
Onychostoma macrolepis is the source of this 5453-nucleotide messenger RNA. It is a transcript of the gene actn3b, whose product is annotated as actinin alpha 3b. The transcript has 21 exons. Lineage: Eukaryota; Metazoa; Chordata; Actinopteri; Cypriniformes; Cyprinidae. Gene Ontology annotation, cellular component: cell projection; cell junction; plasma membrane. Gene Ontology annotation, molecular function: actin filament binding; calcium ion binding. Gene Ontology annotation, biological process: actin cytoskeleton organization; muscle cell development. Bases 647 to 3343 code for a protein of 898 amino acids. The record is from RefSeq and is a predicted model, not a curated record.